This is a messenger RNA of Branchiostoma belcheri (Belcher's lancelet), 487 nucleotides long. Its product is annotated as UHRF1-binding protein 1-like. The transcript is spliced from 3 exons. The record is from RefSeq and is a predicted model, not a curated record. Lineage: Eukaryota; Metazoa; Chordata; Leptocardii; Amphioxiformes; Branchiostomatidae. The annotation marks the transcript as partial.
GAGAUAGACUGGCAGACCCUGAGGAUUGAAGCGGACGCCGUGAAGACAGAGAAGACAAACUACGUCUCCACGCCGGUCCGCCUGAUCACCAACCAGUCACGCAUCAGGAUCGUCAUCAAGAAACAGCUGCAGGACUGCAGCGUGGUGUCCUCCAAACUGCACCUGAUUCUGGACGACCUUCUGUGGGUUCUGACGGACAGCCAGCUGAAGGCCAUGGCAUCCUACAUGCAGUCUCUCAGCAAAAUCAUCCGCAAGUCGACCGAACAGAACAAGAGAGAUGCCUCGGCCCAGCCUUCACCACCCUCUCCGCAGCACCACGCCACGCAGCGCCCCCACACGGCCACCAGCGGUACUGCGCAGCGGAACCCCCAGCUGGAGGCCGUCAGCAAGUUCUUCAGCAAGUUUGACAUGGUGGAGACGUCUUACCACAUCUUCACUCGCCGCUUAGACCUGCACCUGUGUGACGAUACGAACCCGCUGGAGCAAG